AUGAUCCAAGAUGACCUUCCCUGUAUGGACAACGAUGAAAUCCGGCGAGGCAUGCCGGCGAACCAUAAGGUUUUUGGCGAAGACACCUCGAUCCUAUGCGGCGACUCCCUGAUCUGUCUUGCUUUCCAACACAUAGCAGAUAAGACCACCGCAGAAGUUCCACCCAGGCGAGUCCUACAAGCUAUUUCUGAGCUUGGUUCGGCAGCGGGAUCAAAAGGGCUAUCUGGAGGGCAGUUUCUUGACUUAAAUAGUGAGGGGAAAAUGGUUACUUUGAGUGAAUUGGAGUACAUUCAUACCCACAAGACAGCCAAGUUAGUCGAAGCUACGGCUGUGUGUGGGUCAAUAAUGGGAGGAGGGAAUGAGACUGAGGUGGAGAGAUUGAGGAAUUAUGGGAGGUGUGUAGGGUUAACGUAUCAGGUGGUGGAUGAUAUAUUGGGAUUUGGGAGUGACCAAAUCUUCUGA
Neltuma alba is the source of this 462-nucleotide messenger RNA. RefSeq names its product geranylgeranyl pyrophosphate synthase, chloroplastic/chromoplastic-like. The coding region runs from base 1 to 462 and encodes 153 amino acids. The record is from RefSeq and is a predicted model, not a curated record. Lineage: Eukaryota; Viridiplantae; Streptophyta; Magnoliopsida; Fabales; Fabaceae. Gene Ontology annotation, molecular function: prenyltransferase activity. The transcript has a single exon. Gene Ontology annotation, biological process: isoprenoid biosynthetic process.